UUCACCGUUUUGUUAACUUAAAAUGGGGCAUUCCGAGUUACUUUCUUACGACAACCCCGUGUUUGCGGCUUACGCCUUCUAUGCGGCACUCCUAGCUGUAAAGAUGGUCUUCGUUCAACUGUGGACCGGCGUACAGAGGAGCAAACACAAUGUACCUGCAGUACAGGAGGAUGCCUAUAUGCAUUCUAAAGACUCAAAACCGUCGGAGAAUGAAAACGUGGAGAGGGUGCGACGGGCUUUGAUAAACGACUUGGAGAAUAUCCCCACAUUUCUCAUCAUUUCUCUCGCUUACGUUUUGACCAGACCGACUCUGUCUAUUGCCAUUUGGCAUUUUCGUCUCUUCACAGUAGGACGUGUUAUGCACACCGUGGCCUACCUGUUGGCUCUUCAACCCUACCGCUCAAUUGGCUUUACAAUCAGCCUUUUUGUCCACGUUUCUGUCGUUGGUCAAAUCAUCAUACAUGCUCUGUAACUUGUGGUUUUGAUGAGAGCAAGAAGCAAGAACACCUCUAUAUGAUUAAUUGAUUUUGUUGACAUUUCUGCGGGUUGUGUCACACAUUAGUAACGUUUUAAUGGCAAAUAAUGAUCAUAGCAGAAUCCUAUGACUUGGGUAAUGUAAUAAAUAAAAAGUAUUGAUUUGGUCACGUGUUA
This is a messenger RNA of Corticium candelabrum, 651 nucleotides long. RefSeq names its product microsomal glutathione S-transferase 1-like. The record is from RefSeq and is a predicted model, not a curated record. Bases 23 to 472 code for a protein of 149 amino acids. Lineage: Eukaryota; Metazoa; Porifera; Homoscleromorpha; Homosclerophorida; Plakinidae. The transcript is spliced from 3 exons. Gene Ontology annotation, cellular component: membrane.